UCCGUCGCUUCUGCCUGCGUCUCGUUCGGCCAGUGAUUCCUGCAUCUCUAUUCGCUUCAUCAUACAAUGGGCGGCUCUUCGAAGGAUCAUCGAGACGUCUACUACCGUCAAUCGAAGAUUGAUGGCUAUCGUGCGCGAUCAGCGUACAAACUACUCCAUCUCGAUGAGCAAUUCAACUUCUUUGGCCAGCAAGAAACAUACACCUUAGAAAAGAGCUUGAAUGAAGAGCUUGAAAGUCUGCGGCAGCUGCGAGAGAAGAGAGGCAGCGCCAAGGAUGUCGACGAGGACGACCUCGCUAGCUUGGACGAGGAGAUUGAGGAGUUGCAGGACACACUCGAGUACGCCUCGAAGCUACCAUCGAGCUCCACCUCACCUGUUGCAACACCACAGCGGCCAACCCGAGCUGUUGACCUCUGCGCUGCUCCCGGCUCAUGGUCGCAAGUCCUCGUGCAACGUCUUCCCCCUGCCUCUCGAAUCGUCUCUGUCGACCUCCAACCCAUGGCUCCAAUCCCUGGUGUUCACCAAAUCCUAGGGGACAUCACCACAAAGCUCACUGCCGAGGCCGUUGCACAUGCUCUUGCUGGGAGCGAGAAGAGCGAGGCAAAGGCGCAGCUCAUUGUAUGCGAUGGGGCGCCCGACGUGACGGGCAUUCACACGUUGGAUGAGAUGCUUCAAGCUCAGCUGCUCUUGUCGGCAUUGCAAAUCACAAUGAGGCUUCUUGAGCCAGGAGGGACAUUCAUUGCAAAGAUCUUCUGCGAGGGUGGAGCGACGCUCAGUAGAACGGGCACCGUCAAGGCCUCGCAGGGAAGUAGCACCGCGGCGGCGAUGGAUGUGGGAGUAGCGAAAAAGGGGGACACUUCUGCGCUUCUCGUCAGUCAGAUGAGGACCCUCUUCGAGCUGGUGGACGUGGCUAAGCCGAGGAGUAGUAGGGCAGCGAGUCAUGAGCAUUUCAUAGGUGAGUCUGAUCGAGCAUGAGGACGCAAACAUCUCCUGCAGCGAAUCUGGCACUGACCUUUCCUACCACCCUCUGCACCACUCUCAGUAUGUCGCAACUUCCGGCCUCCACCUCAACUUAUCACCCGUCAAGCCUUGGCUACCCCUCUUCACGACCUGGCAAAGCAACAUCUCGCUAAGCUUGCGGCAAAUCCUGG
Jaminaea rosea is the source of this 1151-nucleotide messenger RNA. Its product is annotated as FtsJ-domain-containing protein. Gene Ontology annotation, molecular function: tRNA methyltransferase activity. Gene Ontology annotation, cellular component: cytoplasm. The record is from RefSeq and is a predicted model, not a curated record. NCBI's taxonomy places the organism in Eukaryota, Fungi, Basidiomycota, Exobasidiomycetes, Microstromatales. The transcript has 2 exons. Gene Ontology annotation, biological process: tRNA methylation; cytoplasmic translation. The coding region runs from base 67 to 975 and encodes 302 amino acids.